Messenger RNA from Penicillium nucicola, 795 nucleotides. RefSeq lists its product as uncharacterized. The record is from RefSeq and is a predicted model, not a curated record. The transcript is spliced from 2 exons. Bases 1 to 795 code for a protein of 264 amino acids. Lineage: Eukaryota; Fungi; Ascomycota; Eurotiomycetes; Eurotiales; Aspergillaceae.
AUGCCGUCUCCAAAACCCGCCCAAUCCGAAUGUCGUUUCUCAACUCGGAUCUCAAUCCGCUGGCUCCCAGACCCACCGUCAGAAACAACAGAUACAAUUGUCAUGUCCGUAAAGGACUGGUACCUGGAUCUCCGAAUGGAGAAGGAAACUGGCGCAGUAGACUGGGCCAUUGCCGGGCAGCGGAUUGUCGAGAGCCAAGAGCCUUUACGAGUAUCAUUCUCACACGAACUUGACUCGCACGAUGCAUUUGAAAGUGUUGAUUGUGGGACUUUUGUGACGCUGCCUAAUGGUGAUGAUCUUGAAACGGGUGUCAUGCCUCGGCCGGAUUUACCUGGUGCGCCUGAGUGUGCGUAUGAAGAGGUUUGGAGGGAAUUGGCGUUUCGAACUGGUCCCGAGGGCAAUGGUGGGCUUUCUUGGGUUCUUGAGUCUGAUAGUGAAGGUCGGGAUGGGGAUGAGAGUGAUGAAGGGGAGGUAACGGUUGUUAAGACUUUCCUGGGGCGAAUUUGGGGUACAUAUCUGGCUUUGCGGCAGACUCAGACUCAUAGACGGUUGAAGGAUCCUUCGGGUGGAUCUGUUGUCAAGAAAUCUGGUGCUGCUGUUAGCGCCAGGAGGGAGGAGUGGGAGAAUGGGUGGAGAGAGAAGUAUGUUGUUGGGCAGGAUGUUAGGUAUUUGCCUUCUAUGAUUAAUGGCUUUGCUGGAGAAGGGCGUUGGAAGGUUGGGGAUAAAGUGAAGAUUAAUGGAGGAGAGUAUAUUGUGAGGGCAUAUGAGAAUCUGGGUAUUUCUACUAAGUUAUAA